Messenger RNA from Sclerotinia trifoliorum, 5374 nucleotides. Lineage: Eukaryota; Fungi; Ascomycota; Leotiomycetes; Helotiales; Sclerotiniaceae. The record is from the annotation of a GenBank genome assembly.
AAUAGGCGUUAUCCCACCGAGUAUACAUAAAGAAAACCAUUCUCUAAAUUGGUCAGUUAUAUGACCUCCGAAAUUUGACUUUGCUCUUGUACAUUUUACCUCUCUCUCCACUACUCCGUACAGUUUGAGUGAAAUCAAGCUGAUAAGUGCGUACCGCCUUUAACACGCUAACCGGAUAAAAAUGAAUGCAUCGCAGAACGUAACGGUCCCUGAGCAUGUUCACACACAGCAUACAUAACAUGAAAGAUGCGACGGUAUGAAUCAAGUGUCAUGGUCUUUCCUUAACGAAUUUUAUGAUUGAUAUGACUUAUGGGAGUUGGUAGUUAGGAGUGUGUUUCUCGUGCUAAAAAUAAUUAACGAUGGAGCAAGCAUCAUCAAGCUCAAAAGUUACAGGUAACAAACAUAUUCUCAGAAUAUUCAAUGGGACUGUGCAUUUGCUAAAACCAUCAAGUUGAAUAUUUCGAUCCUGAUAACGUAUAUCCGCUCCUGUCGCCAGGACUUCUGCCUCGACUACCCCUUCGAAACCUGCACUGGGAAUCACAUGCCGGUCCUCUCCGUUCCAUAUCCUCCCUCCAUGUCGACCUCAUUAAACACAAUCCAGACUCCGGUCUAAACGCACCAUCAGUGCCCCUUAAUUCUAGUACAUCCGACCUAUCGCGAGUAAGAAGUGCGGACUCUGGCAUCAGCGCAGAUGAUGGUUUUCGCACACAAGCAACUGGCCAAGCUGCUGUUGACAAGCCGCCGACACUCUAUCGAUCCACUACCACAAGUUCGGCCGUGAAAGGUCGCAGACAUCAAAUACCUGGGUUAAGGCAGACACCAUAUUUGAAGAUUUUGUUUUUGCGCUGCGAUGAUAAUGAUACAUACAAGUCUCAUGGCCGGAAGCAGGUUCGAGAAUGGAUAAAGGAACAUACCCCAUCAUCCGCGAACAAAUCCACUUCGCAGGAAAAUCAUGACAAUUUUGAAUAUCUCAUUGUGCAUGUAAUCGUUCCGAAUACUGCAGCAGCUACGCAGCCUAGAACGAGUGGGAAAAAUGCGGAUGGUAGUUCUGGGUCCGCAAGUGAAAAAUCUACAGCACUUUGGAGAGGCGGUGGAUCAUCUACGAUUCUCGAGAAACUGAGAGCAGAUUUCAAUGGCUCAACGAAGUCUGGCGUUGAUAGAAUUGCUCAGAUCCGCAUCGGUAUCAAUGAUGUUCCAUAUAACAUGCUCCCUCGUGUUGUUCCAGCGAUCCCUGGCUCAUAUACGGAAACGCCGCAAGAGAAUGAGAAUGCUUGGAUUGAUCUCAUUUCGAAGCUCAAAUUCUUGAUAUUGCAGUCAUUUGAUAUGCGGGUGACCCAGUACGAAGAAAACAUUCGCGAAAAGGAUAGUCAAAGAAGUUUACCCGGCUGGAACUUCUGUACAUUUUUUGUACUUAAAGAAGGACUUGCGAGAGGAUUUGAAAGCGUUGGCUUGAUUGAAGAUGCUUUGGUGGGCUAUGAUGAGCUUUCUAUUGGCUUGGAUACCAUUGUUAGACAUCAAGCUGCUGCAGAGUCCGGAACUCAGCACGGUGGUUCUUUUCUGCCCUAUACCGAAGAGCUUAGGCUCCAGGCAGAGCGAGCAAGAGAGGCUAUAUUGAAAGAUAUAGGCUUCGAAGGUACAGAGUCAGAGGUGCCGAUUGAUUUACAUUCCAUGGGUGAGGCUCUCGAUAGGGAGGAUGUUGAGAUACCAAUUAACGCAUCCAAGAAGCGAUACCGAGAACUUAUUCUUGCGAAUGAUGUCUCAAUAUUUGACUUUCGUUGCUAUUUAUUUGCUCGUCAGUUAACCCUCUUACUGAGAUUAGCAAAUGCAUGGUUUACACAAGAAGAAUUACUCGCAAAGUUGAAAGAACAGAGAGAAUCAAGCCUACUAGGUGUGGCUGCUAGACUUCCAGCAUCACAGCCCUCAGACGAUACUGAAAACCUUGCUGUGCUUGGUGAGAUUUGUAACCGAGCAAUGGAAUUUAUUCGUGCUAUAUCAAAUAUCAUGCGUGAAGAUAUUUGGAGUGCUUAUUUCCACUCUCAAAAGGAAAUUUCGUACGAAAAGGCAAAAUCAGAUUUCAAGUCAGAUCCUGUAAUGAAUCAAGUAAUUGAAAAUGUUGUUUCCUCUUUCACAUUUUCUCUUGCUCAACAAAUACUUGCACAAACUUCAACAAAAGCGUUGCCUAUACCACCCUCAACAUUGGCGCCUCCUGGUAGUGGUGCCGAACCAAAAUCUGCAAUCCCCGAACCUAAAACCAUGAUGCAUCCUGCCAGGACGACCUCUCUCGCCCUCCGAUCGUCAUCUCGAGAGCCUCCAAGCCCCGGACUAUUUCCCGGAGCUCGAAGGGCUAGCUCACCUGGUCCUAAUGCAGGUCCGUCGGCCUUCCUUAAAAACGGGCUGGAGGAACUUGCUGCCCACCGAGCUGAACUCUAUUUGCUCUCUCGGAGUGUUCUAGAGCAUGUUGGUAAACAACGUGAAUGGACUACCGGUUGGGAAAAUAUAAACAAGCAUCAAGACGAGGAUGUGGAAGUCAUGGAAGAGGUUAACCUUGACGAGGAGGCGCCGUCAGACAAAGACGAAAUACCUGUCCCAAACCAAGUCCCGCCUUCUUUACGCGGCAUUGACAGCAAGUUGCUCCGGACAGCACUAGACAAUAAAGAAGACUAUUAUCGUCUGUACGAGACCCUGACUGACAAAGCACUUCGGCAUUAUACUGUGGCAAAUCGCACUCAGUCUGUGCAAACCAGCAUGGCAGAUUUGGCUAUUCUUAAAUUUCACUUGAAAGACUAUGCUGCUGCUGCCUCUUAUUUUUAUCGCAUCACUCCGUUUUACGGGGAUUCCUCAUGGACACAAGUUGAAGUAUCGCUGCUAGUAAUGUAUGCUAAGUGCCUCAAGGAGCUGAGUCGUAACGAUGAAUAUGUUAAAGUUGUGCUGAAACUUCUUGCGAGGGUGGCUAUGAUGGAGAAAGAAAAACUUACCAGAAAGUUAGCCUUUAGAUUCGGUCCAAUGAGUACCUUUGACGAAGGAGAUGACAUGCUCAGUGAUACAUAUCUAAAUGAAUUGUUAUUAAUAACGCAAACACUGUCUCGUGACAUUCAUGUCCCCCUGCAGGAUUACUUUAGCAGGAUUGAAGUAGAUGGGACUCCACAAUAUCAUACCAGCCAGGAUAGUUUCGGAUUAUAUCUUCGACUCCAGUACUUACUGAAAGAGGACUUCAACAUCGACAAGGCCCGGGUGAGGAUUAUCCCAUUGAUGGGCGGUCCUGGUCGAGAAAUUUGGCUUGAGACAAAUGCCGCAAUUAUGUUUAAGAAGGGAUGGAAUAAAUUAUACGUUCAGAGUAAUGUAAGUGAGGGAGAUCCGUUAAAAUGAUAAUUUCUGAUGGUUAUAGACUAUAAUCCCUGGCUCUUACCAAGUUACUCAUGUUGUUCUCCAUAGUAGCAAGAUUGUCAUGGAGUAUUCGCAUGAUAAUAUCGGGCAUAUCGCUACAAGAGACAGUAGCUUUUUCAAAUGCCCAAAGCUACUUAUUUAUCAACGCGCAGAAGCUUUCAAUGCCAAGCUCUUUUCUUCCAAGUGCAUGUAUCUAGACCAAAACCGUUCUCUAGAGAUUGAGCUGUCGUCGGGUUGGAAUAUUGUCACAAAUGGCCAACUUCAAAUUCGUGCAGCAACAGCUGGGCUGCGGCUUCAAACCAGCGAAGUCACUGUUAUUGGUGGAGAAGUCGAUAUUUCAAAAAAGCGGGAGGUAGGAGUUGUUCACUAUGGUGCAAUGGACGCAAAAACUAUCGCAAGAAUACGAGUACCUUUCAAUCUCGAGCAUGAAGUGAACGAAGUUAGUCUCCGACUUGAAUUAUCAUACACUACGAAAGAUGGAGACUUCUUCUUCGCCACAACCUCUUCAGUAUCGAUCAUGCUUCCAUUGGGCGUCAACGUUCAAGAUGUAUUUAAGCAUAGAGCAUUGUUUUCUAAGUUCACCAUCUCAACAUCUACAAAUAGUCCCCUUCGACUCCUUAGCUCAAAGCUUGAAAAGUCGGAAAUUUUUGAAGCACAAAGUGGACUUGGUCUGACAAGCCCUCUGACCAUAUUUGCCCGUCAACCAGCGUCUCUAUUAUACAAAAUUAUCAAGAGAAAAUCGCCCUCAACUACAACUGGUCGAGGGAAGUCCCACAAGCCGAGAACUUUAUCUCUCAUAUUACACUAUAUUUGUCUUGACGAAGAAGUCUAUGAUGUUGUCGCACAAGUUCUGGGAGAGUUCUUCGAGGGAAAUUCUUUACGUCCAUAUACUCGCCUAAUAAUACCUGUCAUUCUCGCGGAGAUACGAACACAGUUUCAAGCAUAUGAUUUUGAAAAAGCAGCCAUACUUGGGGAGAUACCUACAUCUCCCAUUCUCAACAUUAGAUGGCAUGACCACUUUUCGGGUCUGGGCAACUCCAUCGAAGAAGAUCAAGAUACUGCCGUUCUCAUUGGAAACAUACUCAAGGACUGGCAGGAACAAAACCCUGCCAUUAUUUUGCCGCCUCUAUCUAUCGAUAAUGAUGCCAUCUCGAAAAGCCGAUCUAUCGUAAUACCCGUAGAUGUUCCUUCAGUAACGGUGGUGCAUACUGCAGAUCUAAGGCUGCUUCAGACAGCAUCCAUAGCAUCUAGUUGUGCUGUAGCAGCAGCGAACGAACCAAUACCAGCAUCAUUACACCUAAAAUCGACAAGGAACUGGGAUACUGCCUAUCAAGAUGACACAGCAAGCCCAGAAGAAGAUUUAGAAUUCGUAUAUGAGGUUACAGGACCAUCAGACUCAUGGCUUAUCGGUGGUAGGCGAAAAGGACACUUUAAAGUUCCUAGAACGAUAGAUGGCAAGAAUCAUAAGUCGACUUAUCCUAUUGUAUUAAUUCCCCUUCGAGAAGGGUUCUUACAAUAUCCUACCGUCGAAAUCAAAGCACUUCAUAGCACCCGAAGUGUCAGGCCAGGAUCAUCGGGUGGCGGAGAGGAAAGUGUUAAGAGUAGAGCACGGCCUGUCACUUGCGAAACUGACAGCAAGAAUACGGGCGAAACUAUUCGAAUUAUAAGUGAUGCUAGGAAGACAACUAUGAGCUUAGAUGCUAGUGGACCUCAAGGAGGUGCUUGGUUGUUAGAAAGCGAGAGAAGGCCAGCAGGAGUUGGAGGUAUUGUGAUAGAUUGACGGUCUUACCUUGCAAGAUAAUUUUGGAGCAAUGAAGUUUGAAUGUAGAUAACCACUCGUGAUGGAUAGUACGGUCUGAGUGAACGUUAACGUUCUUAAUGAAUUGGUAUAGUGAGUGAGGUAUUCAGAUGACUGCUGCUUGUUAAGUGGCAAAUAACAAAACAUAAAUCAAAUGGCUUUCCUCUUCCAAAAAGAUGCAUAUCGUCCUAC